AUGGCCCACGAAAAGCCCAAGGAAGGAGUCUGGACUGAGAACAAGGGUUAUAUUAAUAUGAAGGUGGCGGGGCAGGAUGGUUCUCUGGUGCAGUUUAAGAUUAAGAGGUACACACCACUUAGUAAACUAAUGAAAGCCUGUUGUGAGCGACAGCUGGAAAUGGAGGAUGAAGGUACGAUUGAUGUGUUCCAGCAGCAGAGAGGAGGUGUCUACUAA
Phyllostomus hastatus (greater spear-nosed bat) is the source of this 216-nucleotide messenger RNA. Its product is annotated as small ubiquitin-related modifier 2-like. NCBI's taxonomy places the organism in Eukaryota, Metazoa, Chordata, Mammalia, Chiroptera, Phyllostomidae. The record is from RefSeq and is a predicted model, not a curated record. Gene Ontology annotation, molecular function: ubiquitin-like protein ligase binding; protein tag activity. The coding region runs from base 1 to 216 and encodes 71 amino acids. Gene Ontology annotation, cellular component: nucleus. Gene Ontology annotation, biological process: protein sumoylation. The transcript has a single exon.